Messenger RNA from Neoarthrinium moseri, 1197 nucleotides. RefSeq lists its product as uncharacterized. Bases 1 to 1197 code for a protein of 398 amino acids. The transcript has a single exon. The record is from RefSeq and is a predicted model, not a curated record. NCBI's taxonomy places the organism in Eukaryota, Fungi, Ascomycota, Sordariomycetes, Amphisphaeriales, Apiosporaceae.
AUGAAUCAAUCACCUCAUCCCAAGGGCAGCGGCCGCCGACGCAACGGCCGCAACGGCACCCCUCACAAGACGUAUGCUUCCGAGAAUGACGCUGCCAGUUACCGUCACCAUCAGCAGCAGCACCUCUCCGACAGCCCCUUCACCCCGCAGAAGGGCGCAUCCAACGGCAACCCGCCGAAUCAGCCGCACCCUCAGUCCACCGCCCAGAAGCAGCGCCCGCGGAACUCGUCGUCCAAGAAACCCCGCAACAAGCAGGACCGUCACAGUCCUUCCGAGCACCCGCCAGCUCCGCUGGCAUUCGCCGGCGCCUCCUUCCACGCCUCGCCCGCCCCCGGCUCUCUGCCCAUGCCAAGCUUCCUCGCCAGGGCCACUUCGGCUCCCGACUCUCCCAGCCUGAAGUCUCCUCACGGCCCAAGCCAAGAGCCCUCCCCGCCAACUACUGAUUCUGAGGAGAAUGGCUCCCCCACGCCGCCUCUGGGUCCCGAGCCCAGCCGCGCCUUUGAAUCCCCCUUGGAGUUCUUCUUCAAGGCUGAUCGUGCCGAGAAGGCGCGAACACGACGGGCAAGCUCGGCCAACAUUGCUGCCGUCGCGCCAGGGCCCUUUUCCCCUCCCCACGAUUCGCAUUCCCCUCGGGAAUGCCGCACCUUGCCCAAGGCGAAUGGAUUCUCUCAGCAGCCCGCGCGCCCCGCGGUGCAACGAAAUCCAUCCUCAGGCAUCCCCUCGAGUGAACUUGAUGGAACUCCGGGCAGGCCCGUUGGUCAUGCCUUUUCCACCCCCUACUCCGAACGUAUCAAGGCCGCUCGUUCCAAGAAUGGCUCCGCCCUGGCCACACCCUCGGCACCGCAGAACGACGAUACUGACCGAAGUGAGGCUCUGAAGCGUUUUCUCGGCGUUGGCGCUGCUUCGCCCCAGCAGAUCCAGCAGCCGCGUGGGCAGCAGCACCAUGCUUUCAGCCCCGGCUACCCGCAGGCUAAGACGCCUCGCGGCGUAUUCCCUGCCUCUGUUCUGAACGGCUCGUCGAGCCCUCAGCAUGCCGGAGCUGCUCACUCUGCCCCGGUCGCGGCCAUGGGCAGCCCGGGUCAUUACGGCCAGGUUCAUGUUAUGCAGAGCGCCCAAGCCCAAUUUGAUCCAGAAGCCGAUAAUGUCCGUAAGAUGGAGGAUAGCUUGCGGAGGGUUUUGAAGUUGGGCCCGGCUUAG